Molecule: messenger RNA, 1164 nt
Organism: Aureobasidium namibiae CBS 147.97
Lineage: Eukaryota; Fungi; Ascomycota; Dothideomycetes; Dothideales; Saccotheciaceae
Product: branched-chain amino acid aminotransferase II
Exons: 4
Coding region: 1-1164 (387 amino acids)
Biological process (GO): branched-chain amino acid metabolic process
Molecular function (GO): branched-chain-amino-acid:2-oxoglutarate transaminase activity
Source: RefSeq, a predicted model, not a curated record
AUGGCCACCUCUUUCCCUCCCCCUCCCGUCAACACCAUUGACUGGGACAACAUUGGCUUCCAGGUCCGCGAAGUCAACGGCCACAUCGAAUCUACCUACUCGAAAAAGACAGGCCAAUGGACCGCCCCCGAGUUCGUCACCUCGCCCUACCUCCGCAUCCACGGCAUGGCCCCAGGCCUCAACUACGGCCAACAAUGCUACGAAGGCCUCAAAGCCUUCCGCACCCCUGACGACUCUGCCAUCACCAUCUUCCGUCCCAGCAUGAAUGCACGCCGCAUGCAACACUCUGCCUCCUUUGUCAGCAUGCCCGAAGUCCCCCUCGAGCAUUUCGAGGAGUGCGUCAAAGCUGCAGUGGCUUUGAAUGCAGAAUUCGUGCCCCCGGCUAGAACGGGAGCUGCCAUGUACAUUCGCCCUCUGCUGUUUGGCAGUUCUGCGCAGUUGGGCCUGUCACCACCCGACGAGUAUACAUUUGUAGUCUGGGUGUUGCCCGUGGGCGUCUAUCACGGUGUUCACUCUGUUCCCGCACUCAUCCUCGAGGACUUUGACCGUGCGGCACCCCACGGUACCGGUUCCGCCAAAAUCGGCGGCAAUUACGCCCCUGUCUUGCGUUUCAGCGACAGAGCUAGAAAUGAUGGAUACGGCAUCACUUUGCACCUGGACUCGAGGACGCGAUCCGAGAUUGACGAGUUCAGCACCAGUGCGUUUUUGGGAGUCAAGCGGGAUGGAGAGAGCACGACCUUGGUGGUGCCGGACAGCAAGAGUGUGAUUGAGAGCGUGACUGCAGACUCUGUGUGCGAGAUUGCGAAAAGGUCGUUUGGAUGGAAGGUCGAAAAGCGCGCUAUCAAAUACGAUGAACUGUCCACCUUUGACGAAGUCUUUGCCGCAGGAACAGCAGCAGCACUCGUCCCCAUCAAGAGCAUCACCAUGAAAUCCUGCAACGACACUUUUACCUAUCUCGACUCUGAUGAGCCUGGUCCCGCUUGCUUGAAGCUGCUCGACAACCUCAAGGGCAUCCAGACUGGACGUUACGAGGACAAGUUUGGAUGGAACAUCAAGGUCGAGAAGAGCAGCAAGGAUGCUUUUGAGCAAAGUGCUGGAACCGCAGAGGCAAGUGCUGGUGAGGCUGAGGCAAAGAGUGCUAGUGUCGAUGCUGUCAAUGCUUGA